Messenger RNA from Pistacia vera, 1263 nucleotides. RefSeq names its product pentatricopeptide repeat-containing protein At1g62670, mitochondrial-like. NCBI's taxonomy places the organism in Eukaryota, Viridiplantae, Streptophyta, Magnoliopsida, Sapindales, Anacardiaceae. Bases 1 to 1263 code for a protein of 420 amino acids. The record is from RefSeq and is a predicted model, not a curated record. Gene Ontology annotation, molecular function: protein binding. The transcript has 7 exons.
AUGGCAUACGAUAAGUUGGCAGAUGAUUUUUUGGGAUUCAUUACUAAUCUCUCAAUUGUGAAGGUUCCAGCACCGGUACAUGAGGCAUUAAGGGAUGAAAAGUGGAGGAAGACUGCAGAUGGAACAGUUGAAAGGUAUAAGGCAAGGCUGGCGGCAAAGGGAUUUAUGCAAACCUACGGAGUAGACUAUGAGGUGACCUUUGCUCCGAUGGCCAAGUUGAACAAUAUCAGGGUGCUCGUCUCUUGCAGCAAAUCUAGACUGGCCUUUACAAAAACUAGAUUUGAAAAAAACGCAUUUUUGAACGGUGAACUUGCAAAAGAGGUAUACAUGGAAAUGCCACUAGGGGUUGAAAGGAGUGGAAAGGAUAGAAAAGUAAACAGCAAUGGCCUUGCAUCUUAUGCUUGUGGAAAAUGUGAAAAAAUGUCUUUGGUCUGGAAAAUGUCUGAGGAAGAAUAUGAAGAGUAUCAUCUGGUUUCAGAUAGUUUUGCGGUUUUUGGGGCGAUUUUGAAGAAGGGUUUUAGCCCAAAUGUCGUGACUUUUAAUUGUUUGAUUAAAGGGAAGAUAAGUGUUGCCAUUAAGUUGCUUGAAGAGAUGGUUAAUGGGAAUAAAGAAUCUAGUGUUAUUUGUAGGCUAGAUGUUGUUACUUAUAAUACUAUAAUUGAUGGUCUUUGCAAGGCUGGAUUGGUUGAGAAGGCUAGACAAUUAUUUUUGGAACAUAUGAUUCAGAGAGCUAAGGUGAAAGAUGCACGGAAUUUAGUUGGUGAGAUAGGAGUUAACGAUGUUUUCCUUGAUUCUUGGACAUAUGACAUUUUUAUUAAUGGACUUUGCAAGAACGGAUUUAGCAUUGUAGGUUUGAAUUCCCUCAUUGAUGGAUUAUGUAAAACAAAGAGGUUGGCAACUGCUUGGGACCUAUUUCAGAAAUUUUCUCUUCAUGGAAACCUGGUCCCAGACUUUGUAACGUAUAACAUUUUGAUCAGUGGGCUGUGUAAAAAUGGACAACUAGAAAUGGCAAAUGAGUUGUUGUCAUAUAUGGAGGAAAAAGGUUGUGCUCCAAAUGUAGUCACAUUUACUACGCUCAUGUUAGGUUUCCUCAAGAAUAAUGAGAUACCAAAAGUUGUUGAACCCCUUCAUAAGAUGGUAGAGAGAAAUGUGAUGCCGACUGAAUGUACAAUGUCCUUAGUCAUGCAAUUACUAAUGAAGGCCAAAAAUUAUCGUGAAUGUUUGAAUGAUCUUCCUCAAUUUCCGGUCCAAAAGCAAAAUUAG